Molecule: messenger RNA, 1262 nt
Organism: Rhinolophus ferrumequinum (greater horseshoe bat)
Lineage: Eukaryota; Metazoa; Chordata; Mammalia; Chiroptera; Rhinolophidae
Gene: TPPP
Product: tubulin polymerization promoting protein
Exons: 4
Coding region: 100-762 (220 amino acids)
Biological process (GO): positive regulation of protein polymerization; microtubule bundle formation; microtubule polymerization
Cellular component (GO): microtubule
Molecular function (GO): tubulin binding
Source: RefSeq, a predicted model, not a curated record
GCCGGGGGCGGUGGCGGCGCGAGCGCCCCGCCGGGCACCCGGUAGCGCGCGGCCGAGUCGCGGAGGCGCCGCCGCUGCAGUCGCUGCGUCUUGAGGAACAUGGCCGACAGCAAGGCCAAGCCCGCCAAGGCUGCCAACAAGACACCCCCAAAGUCCCCGGGGGAUCCCGCGAAGGACAAGGCGGCUAAGAGGCUGUCCUUGGAGUCAGAAGGUACCCCCGAGGGGGCGGCCGCGGCCCCCGAGCUCAGCGCCCUGGAGGAGGCCUUCCGGCGGUUUGCGGUGCACGGGGACACCAGAGCCACGGGCAAGGAGCUGCACGGGAAGAACUGGUCGAAGCUGUGCAAGGACUGCCAGGUGAUCGACGGGAAGAAUGUGACUGUCACCGACGUGGACAUCGUCUUCAGCAAAAUCAAAGGGAAGGGCUGCCGGACCAUCACGUUCGAACAGUUCAAGGAGGCACUGGAGGAGCUGUCCAAGAAGAGGUUCAAGGACAAGAGCAGCGAGGAGGCCGUGCGAGAGGUGCACAGGCUCAUCGAGGGCAAGGCGCCCAUCAUCUCAGGGGUGACGAAAGCCAUCUCGUCCCCCACGGUGUCGCGGCUCACGGACACGACCAAGUUCACAGGCUCCCACAAGGAACGCUUCGACCCGUCGGGCAGAGGCAAAGGCAAGGCCGGGCGCGUGGACCUCGUAGACGAGUCAGGCUACGUGCCAGGGUACAAGCAUGCGGGCACCUACGACCAGAAGGUGCAGGGGGGCAAGUAGCCGUCCUCCGUCACGGGCCCACAUCGCCUCACACUUCGUUACAUUCCUGGACUCACUGGGGCAGAACUCAGAUGCCCGGGCAGGUGGCUGAGGGUGACACUCAAGCCUGCCUCCUGCCUGGGACCCCGGCGUGCUCCUCUCCAACCCCAGGUGGGCCCCUGAACUCAGACCUUCCUCUAACACACCUGCCUCGUCCCGUGUUGGUAAGUCAACAAUUGGCCAUUUCCAGAGUCUUCUGGGACCAGGCCACACAGCCACCUGGUUUGCAGGCAAAGGGGGACCCUGUCAGAGGGGACCUCCUGGCUGGCAGACUCCCCCAGGAGCCACAGGGCAGCGUGCACUAACACACCAGCAGCAGUGAAACGGGAGAAUCCGGAACGGGACAGCCUCGCGCAGGUGUGGGCCACGGUGCACGCUCGCACGUGACACUCACGCUGACACACAUGCACUCGCUCACGCACUCACGUGCCUACCCACACUCGUGCACACGCACACGCACA